AGGAAGGAUGAGCAAGUAGUGGUCAAAGUUAAAGUUGGGCCAAGUUGUGUCUUGUUUAAGAAGAAGCUAAGGUUUGAGAAAAUUGUGGUGGUGGCUAAACAGUGGGAGCACGCAAUCUUGCAUAAAUACAGAGAAGAAGAGAAGAGUGAAGAGACGAAGGAUGGGGAAGGCAAAAGAAGCGGCGGUGGUGGCGGGAGCCCUAGCAUUCGCGUGGCUCGCUAUAGAGCUCGCUCUCAAACCCUUCCUUACCAAGGCACGUGCUUCCAUCGACAAGUCCGACCCGGCACGUGACCCCGACGACGAUGCUCUUCCUAAAACCACCGCCGACGACGUUCCCGAAGCCUCCGCUGACGACGUGCCUGUCGCUGCUGAUACCAAAACCACCGACGACGCCUGAACUUAUCUCAUUCAUGUUAUUUUGAAUGUCCUGAAAAUUACUGUCCAAAUGAAAUAAUGUUGCUAGCCUCUUUGUGUUUCUGUUAAUUUUGUGUAUAUUGUGUUGUCAGUAUUUUUGUUCUGUUUUGUUUGGUUUUAGGAUUGAAAAAAUACCAGGUUGUUCUGUUCUGUUUGUUUCCCUUGUCAUGGUCAGAUAUAAACGGACAAUUGGUAUUUUGGUACUUCCCGUUUUAGCUUUUACAA
This is a messenger RNA of Glycine soja, 639 nucleotides long. Its product is annotated as outer envelope membrane protein 7-like. The record is from RefSeq and is a predicted model, not a curated record. The transcript has a single exon. Bases 161 to 397 code for a protein of 78 amino acids. Gene Ontology annotation, cellular component: chloroplast outer membrane. Lineage: Eukaryota; Viridiplantae; Streptophyta; Magnoliopsida; Fabales; Fabaceae.